Chelonia mydas (Green sea turtle) is the source of this 3506-nucleotide messenger RNA. RefSeq names its product chaperonin containing TCP1 subunit 8 (gene CCT8). The transcript has 16 exons. NCBI's taxonomy places the organism in Eukaryota, Metazoa, Chordata, Testudines, Cheloniidae. Bases 1671 to 3179 code for a protein of 502 amino acids. The record is from RefSeq and is a predicted model, not a curated record. Gene Ontology annotation, molecular function: ATP hydrolysis activity; ATP binding; ATP-dependent protein folding chaperone. Gene Ontology annotation, biological process: protein folding. Gene Ontology annotation, cellular component: chaperonin-containing T-complex.
UUACACCUGCCGGUUUUACCCUGUUCUGGGCUCGCGGCCCCCGUUGCCUGGGCGGCCUUUGUCCCUGGUCCUGGUUCGCGCCGGUCUGGACCCAUAGGUGCCCUGGCCUCUCCUUCCCCCUGGUCCCUAAUGGCGUCACCCCCUCUUCUUCCCGUCCCGCCGCCGUCCCCCUUGAGUCCCACUGGAAAGAAUUGUGGAGAGCAGUGACUGGAAACAGUUGGUGGAAACUGGUGGUGGAUAAGCAGGUGAAUGGGAGCUCCCAGGGCGAUGCUGUGAGCAAAGAGCCGCCGCAAUCUUGGGAUGCGUCAAUAGGGGAGACUUGAGUAGGAGCGGUGCGGUUACUGGAGCUCUCUGUAUUGGGCCCCGGCGUGACCGCUGCUGGAAUCCUGUGCCCCGUUCUGGUGCCCAUAAAUCAAGAAGGAUGUUGACAAAUUGGAGAGGAUUCACAGAAGAGCUAAGAAAGAUUUAAGGAUAGGUUCAAAGAGUUUCAUUUCUUUAGCAUAACAAAGAGAACGUGAGGGGCUGACUUGAUUACAGUCUAAAAGCACUUACAUGGAGAACAAAUAUUUAAUAAUGGGCUCCUCAGGUUAGCAGUGAAAGAUAUAAAAUGAUCCAAUGGCUGGAAAUUGAAGCUAGACAAAUUCAGAUUGAAAGAUGUACAUUAUUAGUGGUGAGAAUAAUUGUUCCAAUCGUUACUUUUCCAUCACUGGCCAUUUUUAAAUCAAGAUUGGGUGUUUUUCUAAAAGAUAUGAUCUUGGAAUUAUUGUGGGGAAAUUCAAUGGCCUAUAAUAUACAGGUCAGACUAGAUCACAGCAGUCCUUCCUGGCCUUGGAAUCUAUGGAAGUAUUAGCAAUAAUGCCCCCCAAAGUACUAGGCAACUGACAGUGGGUAAUUUGAGCAGCUGUUAGGCCCUUCAACCACAACUCUUAUUUUUAUUGAUUCUGAUCCCUCCCCCUAUGUAGGUUGCUUGGCUUUCUAUAUUGCAAGCUGUUUGGGUAAGGAAUUGUUUUGAUAUAUAUCCACACAGUGUUUAGCACAAACAAGCUACAGCUGUGGAAUGCAAAUACUAAUAAAUUAACUCACUCCUGUUACCAAUGAAUGCCCUUAUGUUAGUCUAUUCUUGCCAUACUGUAUAAAAAAGAUUCCAGAAAAGCAAAGUACUUAGUACAGUGCCACACUCAACAUUGAAUUAAUAUUUUUAACAUGUAUUUUGGCAGGAGUUGACAAACCUGUCUAGGAGAAUGGAAACUUUGCUCAAACAAAUGGACAGAGAGGGACUAGGUAAUUGCUGACUCCUUCUCUGGAAGGGAGAAGAAAGCAACAGAGGUUUCUAAGCACUGCUACUUAAAGGGUUGGAGAAUGGGAGACACAAACUGCUUAGGGAACUUUCUGCUUUUCUUUAUUCACAAGAGAGUAGUUGGCGGUAGGGAAUAGUUGCAGGAGCUGCUGAACUCUUGUAGAGAGGAGAACAGGGGAAGCAAAAUGGCACAGAUGCUGGUUCUCCUUUAACAAGAAGGGACAGAGGAACAGAACAGCUGGAGCUGCUUCUACCUUUCCUGAAGUUGUGAGAGAGCUUGCAUUUUUCAGGAUUAGAAGAAGCUGUAUUUAGGAACAUACAGGCAUGUAAGGAGCUUGCCCAAACCACCCGUACAGCUCUUGGACCAAAUGGAAUGAACAAAAUGGUUAUCAAUCAUCUUGAGAAGCUUUUCAUGACAAACGAUGCUGCAACUAUCUUAAGGGAGUUGGAGGUCCAGCACCCUGCUGCAAAAAUGAUUGUAAUGGCUUCCCAUAUGCAAGAGCAAGAAGUUGGAGAUGGAACAAACUUUGUCCUUGUUUUUGCUGGCACCCUUCUUGAGCUAGCAGAGGAACUUUUGAGGAUGGGACUUUCCAUUUCAGAGGUGAUAGAAGGUUAUGAAAAAGCCUGCAAGAAAGCCCUAGAAAUUCUUCCUGACUUAGUAUGCUGUUCUGCAAAGAAUCUGCAUGAUGUUGAAGAAGUGGCGUCUUUGCUGCACACCUCAGUAAUGAGUAAACAAUAUGGCAAUGAAAUCUUUCUAGCAAAGCUUAUUGCUCAGGCAUGUGUAUCUAUUCUUCCUAAUUCUGGUCAUUUCAAUGUUGACAGCAUCAGAGUAUGCAAAAUUUUGGGCUCUGGUGUGUCUGCCUCUUCAGUCCUUCAUGGUAUGGUUUUUAAAAAAGAAACUGAAGGAGAUGUUACUUCUGUCAAAGAUGCCAAAAUAGCUGUGUAUUCCUGUCCUUUUGAUGGUAUGAUAACUGAAACUAAGGGCACUGUACUGAUAAAAAAUGCUGAAGAACUUAAGAAGUUCAGCAAGGGAGAAGAAAAUCUAAUGGAUCUGCAAGUCAAGGCAAUUGCUGAUGCUGGUGCAAAUGUUGUAGUAACAGGUGGCAAAGUGGCAGACAUGGCACUUCAUUAUGCCAAUAAAUACAAUCUUAUGUUAGUCAGAUUGAACUCAAAAUGGGAUCUCAGGAGACUGUGUAAAACUCUUGGCGCUACCGCUCUUCCCAAAUUGAUUCCACCUACACUAGAAGAAAUGGGUCAUUGUGACAGUGUUUAUUUGUCGGAGGUUGGGGAUACACAAGUAGUUGUGUUUAAGCAUGAAAAGGAAGAUGGUGCCAUUUCUACCAUAGUAAUCCGUGGAUCUACAGACAAUCUAAUGGAUGACAUUGAGAGAGCUAUAGAUGAUGGUGUUAAUACUUUCAAAGUACUCACUAGGGAUAAACGUCUUGUUCCUGGUGGUGGUGCAACAGAGAUUGAGUUGGCCAAGCAGAUCGCAUCUUAUGGAGAGACAUGUCCUGGGCUUGACCAGUAUGCUAUCAAGAAAUUUGCUGAGGCAUUUGAAGCCAUUCCUCGAGCACUAGCAGAAAAUUCUGGAGUAAAGGCCAAUGAAGUUCUCUCCAAACUUUAUGCAGUGCACCAAGAAGGCAACAAAAAUGUUGGAUUUGAUAUUGAGGCUGAAGCUGCAGCUGUGAAGGAUAUGUUGGAAACUGGUGUAUUAGACACAUAUCUUGGAAAACACUGGGGUAUUAAGCUGGCUACAAAUGCUGCAGUGACUGUGCUCAGAGUAGAUCAGAUUAUUAUGGCAAAACCAGCAGGUGGUCCAAAAGCCCCUAAACAACAAGGACACUGGGAUAAGGAUGAAUGGAAAGAUGAACCUGAAAAAUAGCAAGCUAUCAUCAUGGCAAAACCAGCUGGUGGGCCCAAACCUCCAUCAGGAAAGAAAGAUUGGGAUGAUGACCAAAGCGAAUGAACACCUUCACUGUACUUUGAGUGAACUAGGAUUGUAUGCAUCUUGUAAUACUCCUGUUGGGGCCUGACAUGUUUUCUCCCUCACCUUAAGUUAUGAAACUGUAUCCAGUAAAGAGUACAGUACCGCUACUAUUUCAAUAAAUGAACUUGCAAUAUAAAAAGACUCAAUUUGUUAACUUGUCCUGUUAGACUUUUGAGUGUUAAUUAUCUAUAUUGAUUAAAGGAACAAGUUGUUUUGAAUUUC